AUGGGCUUUAUCACCUCUUUAUUGUGUGGUUCAAGCGAUUCUGAGAGUUCCAAGAAACAAAAGAGUAAAAAUUCAGUUACAAGUAAUAAUCACAACUCCAAGAGUGGCACUGGAUUGAAUUUAGAGAAGAGCAAAAGUAACAAGUCAGGAAGCCCCUCCCGUACAAAUAAGAAAAGGAGUAGUGCACAUACUGGGCUUCACUCUACUAAUACUAGACAAUCAGCUGUACACACCACAUUAUCGAAUUCGACAGCUGAGAUGCAUCUCGCCAAGAAAGGCACGACAAAGAUCAAACGUGCUUAUGGAAGCGUGCCUGUUGAGAAGAGUAAAGCACCUGCCGUAGCAGAGCAGGUUGUUCACUCUAGUGAGAUCACAAAUGAUUCGAGCAGUGAUGAUGCAGCUAUGGAUGUUGAUGUUGACAUGGAUGCAGAUGAUGACGAUGACGAUGAUGACAUCAAGGCCGAUGAGAAACAGACUCUGUUGGUGUAUAAUGCAGAAUCAGAUAACAGUACUGGCACAACUGCAGAUACAGCAGUGUCGGCAGGUCAGGCAGCGCCACCAGAAAUUACUACUACUGUCCAUGAAACAGAACAUACUAGCAGUGCUGAAGACUCUGAAGGUAUUCAAAGCCAAGGGGUUAGUGAUAUAGACAUGGUUAAUGCCGACUACGAUGAAGGAGACCUGUUAGACUUAUCAUUACUACAACCUGAUCAGGCACAUGCCCCUGGUGUUAAUACGUUACUUUUGCCCAAAACUGAACAAUUUAAGGGCAAAAAAUGUUUGGUUUUAGAUCUGGAUGAAACUUUGGUUCAUUCUUCUUUCAAGUACCUCCGUACAGCAGACUUCGUUAUUCCAGUAGAAAUUGAUAAUCAAGUCCACAACGUUUAUGUUAUCAAGAGACCUGGAGUCGAUGAAUUUUUGAAACGUGUUAGUGAACUUUAUGAAGUCGUUGUCUUUACUGCAAGUGUUUCAAGAUAUGGUGAUCCCUUAUUGGAUAUCUUGGAUAAGGAAAAGACUAUCCACCAUAGAUUAUUCAGAGACUCGUGCUACAACUACGAUGGCAACUAUAUCAAGAAUCUAUCUCAAAUUGGUAGACCGUUAUCUGACAUGAUUAUCUUAGACAAAUACCCAGCUUCAUACAUCUUCCAUCCUCAGCAUGCUAUUCCAAUUUCAUCCUGGUUUUCUGAUGCACAUGACAAUGAACUUUUGGAUAUAAUUCCUCUACUGGAAGAUUUAGCCCAAGAAAGAGUACCGGAUGUGGGGAAAAUUUUGGAUGUAACAAUUUAA
Molecule: messenger RNA, 1287 nt
Organism: Kluyveromyces marxianus DMKU3-1042
Lineage: Eukaryota; Fungi; Ascomycota; Saccharomycetes; Saccharomycetales; Saccharomycetaceae
Gene: PSR1
Product: phosphatase
Exons: 1
Coding region: 1-1287 (428 amino acids)
Cellular component (GO): plasma membrane
Molecular function (GO): phosphoprotein phosphatase activity
Source: RefSeq, a predicted model, not a curated record